AUGUCGAACACAAAAAGAGUAAGCAUCAACCCAACUGUCAAGGUUCACGAGAUCUUGAGCAUUCAUGAUUACACUCCAAGUGAAAUCACUGCUACCUGGUAUGAUGAAGAUGAAAUGGACAGAAUCACGCAAAAAUGCUUAAAGAUUCUACAAAAACUAGAGAGCACAAGCACCACCAAAUACUGCGUAAGAGGAUUGGAAACCCAUACCACAUUGGGCUCCAUUGGCAAGAGGAAAAACAGAGCGGCUGCUUACAGAGCAGUGUUAAGGGAACAAGAAAGACCAUGGAAGGAGAAUGAGGAAACCAGCUCUCAAGAAGCCAUCGCCAACGCGUACCGAUGCACAACCUCAAGUUCCCAAAUGUGGGCUCAAGUUGUUGGUACUCGUGAUCAACAAGAAGUAGAAGCCUAUCUAUAUGAUGAUGACGAAGAAGAGGAAGACCAAGAAAUGAGAAAAGCAGCUCCUUCCACAGUCUGCUCACUGUGCCAAGAAUCCAGAAUAGUAAUGCAGUCAGCUCGCACAGCUAGUAGUUUCAGCGCAAGAGCGGCGUAG
Molecule: messenger RNA, 552 nt
Organism: Cylindrotheca closterium
Lineage: Eukaryota; Bacillariophyta; Bacillariophyceae; Bacillariales; Bacillariaceae
Source: the annotation of a GenBank genome assembly